Orcinus orca (killer whale) is the source of this 7958-nucleotide messenger RNA. It is a transcript of the gene PEG3, whose product is annotated as paternally expressed 3. The record is from RefSeq and is a predicted model, not a curated record. Gene Ontology annotation, molecular function: DNA-binding transcription repressor activity, RNA polymerase II-specific; RNA polymerase II cis-regulatory region sequence-specific DNA binding. The coding region runs from base 1099 to 5991 and encodes 1630 amino acids. NCBI's taxonomy places the organism in Eukaryota, Metazoa, Chordata, Mammalia, Artiodactyla, Delphinidae. Gene Ontology annotation, biological process: negative regulation of transcription by RNA polymerase II. The transcript is spliced from 15 exons.
AGCUGCGGGAGGACGAGGUCGGAGCGGAAGAGUGGACAUGUCCACCAUGGGCUGGUGGUGCUGCCGGGUGCCCGGGGCCGUGUGGGGGCAGUAGACUGUGCACGGGCUGCGCCGUGGCUGACCUUCGGCCGGGGGCGGGGCGGUGCCUUGAGGUGCGGUGUGGCGAGCUCUACCCUUCUCCGAGACGACUUGCAAGAGGAAGAGGGACUAGGUCCAAACGCUAGGUGGCGGUGUCCAGGCAGACCUACAUGGGAAAGGAAGCCGUAGUGAGAGCUCGCUUGAAUGGACAACGAUAAGGAACUUUUGCUGCAGAGUGCCUCUAUUGUCCACAUGUACCUGUUCAUGGUUGACUGGACCACACUGGACGCAUCAGCCUAGAGCAGUGGUUCUCAAAGUACAGCUCCUGGUGUGCUUCCUGGAUGGCUGUUUCCUGGGGAGCCACAGACCUCCUAAAUACCCACCCCGGAAAGGCUGGUGCAUUUCUCCCAGUCACCCCAGGCUUGAGAACCACACCCUAGAAGGCAUCGAGCUGUAGUGUGCACUCAUAAUGUCGGAGUGGGGGUGAGCAGAGGCACGGGCUAGCCCAGCUGCUAGUGUUGGGAACCUGAGCUGGGAGGUGAGGCGGGCCCAGGCUGGGACAGCACUUCCCUCCACGUGGUGCUGAAGGAGAGAAUGUCGGUUUGCAGAAAGAGGCAGGAGAAAGGAGCAAACAAGAGCAGAGAAGAGACCGCACACCCUGCUGUCCCUGAGAAGCGAAGAAAGUAACGUCCUCGGUUCGUGACUUUAAAGCUCUCAAUUCCAGCCCCCUUUAAUGAGGUCCCUGGCAUUUUGACUCUGUUCCUGUGGAUAAGAACACUUGUUCUGAAGUUCCAGAAAGGAUCCUAUUCCCAAACAGACAUUAAAAAAAAAUUCUUUUUAACUUACUGGUUUUUCCUUUUAAAACAAAAAGAAUUUUUGCUGCAUGUGGUUUUGUUCUUCUCUGGAAGUAAAGCCAGAAGUACAAAACUGUCAGGUCCCUGAGUACUGACUGUCCCAGGCUGCCGCGUCUUUCCUGUUGACUCAUGUUGGGUUCCUCCAGUGAAAAUUUUCCUUAGAGAGAUGCUGCCUCCAAAGUACUUGUCUGCCACCAAACCCAAGAGGUCUUGGGCCCCAAAUCUGUGUGAGCUAGACAGUGACUUGUCUCAGGAGCCGGAUGCCGCCAUAGGAGAAGCCGCCACUGACUCUGAAUUCUUUCAUCAGAGGUUUCGGAACUUCCUCUACGUGGAAUUUGUCGGGCCUCGGAAGACCCUGCUCAAACUCCGAAACCUCUGCCUCGAUUGGUUGCAGCCGGAGACUCGCACCAAGGAGGAGAUUAUCGAGCUCUUGGUCCUCGAGCAGUACCUGACCAUCCUUCCAGAAAAGAUCAAGCCUUGGGUGCGUGCAAAAAAGCCAGAGAACUGCGAGAAGCUCGUUACUCUGCUGGAAAAUUACAAGGAGAUGUACGAACCGGAAGACGACACCAGCAGUGACGCCCACAGCGAAGGCAGCAUGAGCCGGAAGGCAGCAGAGGCCCCGCCGCCACACUCCGCCUGCUGCAGUGACCGGGACUGGGACCGGGACUGGGACCGAGACUGGGACCGAGACUGGGAGCGAGCCCGCGAGCGGGAGCACCGGAAAGGCAGAGGCAGGGACCUGGAGUCCCGGGCCCGCUGGCCGUACGCCCGGAGCCCCAGGAGCAGGUUUCAUCAGCGGGAUCUUUCCCUUCCCCUGAUGGAGAAAGUGGCUUUUGCAAAGGAAAGAGAGCACAAACGUCGGGACUCUGUGAUGGAUUACGAGACAAGAUCACAGGAUGCGGUGUCGUACCAGGAUGUGGUGGCCCUCACCGAGGACCGGAAGCCCCAGAACCCGGUUCAGGACAACAUGGAGAACUACCGGAAGCUGCUCUCGCUGGGGGUUCAGCUUGCCGAGGACGACGGCCACUCGCACAUGACCCAGGGCCACUCGUCACGGUCAAAGAGAAGUGCCUACCCGAGCACCAGUCGAGGUCUGAAAACUAUGCCUGAAACCAAAAAGUCAGCCCAUCGGCGGGGGAUCUGUGAAGAUGAAUCUUCCCACGGGGUGAUAAUGGAAAAGUUCAUCAAGGACGUUUCGCGCAACUCCAAGUCGGGAAGGGCAAGGGAACCUAGCGAUCGGCUGCAGAGGUUCCCCAGGAGGCCAGACAGUGACUGGAAGGAAGUUCCAUUCAACAAGAGGGAGUCGGUGAUUCAGGAGAGGGGCCAUGAAGGGAAUGCCUUUGGGGGAGGAGGCUUUAAUUUGAACUCAAACCUUGUUUCCAGAAAGAGAGUUCUUGAGAGAAAAAGGCGCUAUCAUUUUGACACAGAUGGGAAGGGCUCCAUGCACGGUCGGAGAGGUGGUGCAAGGAAGCGGCCCUUUGAGCGCAGCGAGGUGAGGAAGGCCGCUAGUGGGAGCAGCCUUAGCGCGCCGCCCGUCCCCCAGUUGCAGCCCUUUGACUUUGGGGCGACGCCCUAUGUGUGUGAUGAGUGCGGGAGGUCCUUCAGCGUGAUUUCGGGGUUUGUGGAGCAUCAGAUCACGCACACCAGGGAGAAUCUGUAUGAGUACGGCGAGUCCUUUCUUCAUAGUGUGGCCGUCAGUGAGGUUCAGAAAAGGCAGGCCGGAGGGAAACGCUUUGAAUGUAAGGAGUGUGGGGAACCCUUCAAUAAGAGCGCCGCCCUGGCCGAGCAUCGGAAAAUUCACGCUAGAGAUUGCCUUGCGGGGUGUAAGGACGAGGAGUACGAGGAGCCCUUCAUGCCCAGCCCAACCUUCAGGGAGCUCCAGAAGAUAUACGGGAAGGACAAAUUCUAUGAAUGCAGGGUGUGCAAGGAAACCUUCCUUCAUAGUUCUGCCCUGAUCGAGCACCAGAAAACCCAUGGCCGAGAUGACAAAGGUAGUGAGCGUGGGGAAGCCUUCAAACCCAGCCCAGCGCUUAACGAGCUGCAGAAGAUGUAUGGGAAAGAGAAAAUGUACGAGUGCAAGGUGUGCGGGGAGACCUUUCAUCACAGCGCAUCCCUGAAAGAGCACCACAAGAUCCACACCCAAGGAAACCCAUUUGAAAACAAGGGCAAAGUGUGUGAGGAAACCUUCAUUCCUGGUCAGUCCCUUAAAAGACGCCAGAAAACCUACCCAACGGAGAAGGCCUACGACUUCCAAGAUGGUGGGGAUGCCUUUAGGCAAAACUCAGACCUCAUCGAGCAUCAGAAAAUUCAUUCUCGGAAGAACCUCUUUGAAGGCCGGGGGUACGAGAAGUCUGUCAUUCACAGUGUGUCCUUCCCCGAAUCUCAGAAGAGUCACACUAUAACAAGGCCACCUGAGGACGAGGAAGACGAGAAGGCAUUCACUGUCAGCUCCAAUCCUGAUGACAGCCGGGAAGCCCUGUCCUACGAGAGGAACCCCUAUGAGAGGUCUUUCAUUCACAGCUCAGCCUUCCCUGGGGCUCAUAAAAGUCACAGCAAACCGAGAGUGAUAGCAGAGGCGACCGUUCAGAGCUCGGGUGCCACCGAACACUGGAAAGUCCACGCUGGGGAGAGCACCUCUGAAAGGAAGGGGUAUGAGAGGUCCGUCAUCCACAGCCUAGCUGCUUUCAGGCCUCCCCGCGGUCGCGGUGGAAAUGAGCUCCUUGGCUGUGACGAGCAGCAGGAGUCCUCCGCUUACCUCUCAGACCCUUGUGGCCAGCCGCAGAAGACCCUUGCCCUAGAGAGCCCCUAUGCAGGGGGUAAGAACAACAUCUUCAAGGGCUCUUUUGUGCACGGUGCAUCCCACACCGUAACUCAGGACAGUCUCGCUGGGGAGGGCCCCAGUGGAUGGAAGAAGGAUGGUGAACCAUCUGUUCCCAAGUCAGAUGUGCGCGAGCAUCAGAAGGCUCGUGCUAAGAAGAAGAACAUCGAGCGUAGGAUUUAUGAGACCUCUGUAAUCCACUCCCUGCGUUUUGGUGAACCUCAAACGUUUCACCCGAGAGAGAAGUUUUACGAAUGUCCGGAGUGUGGAGAGUCCUUUGUUCAUAGCUCCGACCUCACUGAGCAUCAGAAGAUUCACGAUAGAAAGAAGCCCUCUGGAAGUGAAAACUACAUACGAUCUGUCAUUCGCAGCAUAGCCUCCACGGAUCCUCAGACCAGUUAUGCGGGCCAGUCAGCACAGAUGAGUUACGCUGAAGAGCCAGCUCAGACCAGUUAUGCUGAACCACCAGCUCAGACCAGUUACGCUGAACCACCAGCUCAGACCAGUUACGCUGAACCACAAGCUCAGACCAGUUACGCUGAACCACCAGCUCAGACCAGUUACGCUGAACCACCAGCUCAGACCACUUACGCUGAACCACCAGCUCAGACCACUUACGCUGAACAGCCAGUCCGCAAUGAAUGUAAGGAGUGUGGGGAGUGUUUUGCCACUGUUGAAGACCUUGGCAUACAUCAGAAAAUCUAUGCCCGAGAGAAAUUCCAUGGUGGGGAGCUGUUUGGAGACUCUGUGAUUCAGGGCCUUGAUGGACCUCGACAGGAAGAGCCUCGGCAGGAAGGGCCAGACGAGCCAGACGAGCCUGAAGACACCAUCUAUGGGUGUAAGGACUGUGGGCUGGGCUUCGUGGAUCGCACAGACCUCAAGGACCAUCAGAAGGUGCACGGCAGAGAGUACCUCAUCGACAGCCGCGAGUACGCGCAUUCUGUGACGCACACCCCUUCUGUCAGCGAGUAUCAGAAAGAUUACAUUGGAGAGCAGCUUUACGAGUGCCCGGCAUGUGGGGAAUCCUUCGUUCAUAGCUCAUUCCUUUUCGAGCAUCAGAAGAUCCAUGAGCAAGACCAGUUUUACGGCCACAGGAGGUAUGAUGAACCCUUUAUGCAGCCCUUGGUCAUUAGCCCGCAGCGGCCUCGGGCCCCACAGAAGAGUCCUCCUGCUGGGACGUCCCUGCAAUGCCAAGUGUGCGGACAAGACUUCAUCCACGGCUCUGUCCUUAACGAACACAUGAGAGUCCACGCUGGAGACAGCCUGCUGGAGCAGGGCCAGGGCAGCACAGAUGCGGUCAGCCCAGGCUCGGCCCCCACAGACCUUCAGAGAGACCAGGCCAAGGACAAGCACUAUGAGUGCGCGACCUGUGGAGAAUCCUUCCCCAGCCAGGCCGACCUCCGGGAGCACAUGAGGAUUCACGAGAAGGACAAGCCCUACGACUAUGGGGCCACCUUCGUCCAUACCUCCUUCCUCACCGAGCCCCCCAGGAGAGAUUCACCCUUCUAUGAGUGCAAGGACUGUGGCAAGUCCUUCAUCCACAACACAGUCCUCACGAAGCAUCAGAAGCUGCACCUCGAGGAAGAGGAAGCAGCAGCAGCCGCCCAGGAAGUUGAAGCCAACGUCCUCGUUCCACGGGAAGUUCUGCGGAUCCAGGGAUCAAAUGUGGAGGCCGCAGAGCCGGAGGUGGAGGCCGCAGAGCCGGAGGUGGAGGCUGCCGAGCCCAACGUGGAGGCCGCCGAGCCCAACGGAGAGGCCGAGGGGCCGGAGGGGGAGGCCGCCGAGCCCAACGGGGAGGCCGAACAGCCCAACGGAGAGGCCGAACAGCCCAACGGGGAUGCUGAUGAACCAGACGGGGCAGGGAUCGAAGACCCAGAGGAAAGAGCCGAAGAGCCAGAGGGAGAUGCGGAUGAGCCAGACGGUGCAGGGAUCGAGGACCCAGAAGAGGAAGGUGACGACCAGGAGAUCCAAGUGGAAGAGCCCUACUACGACUGCAGGGAGUGUGGCGAGACCUUCACCUCCAACUCGGCCUAUGGUGAGCACCUGAAAACCCAUGCCAGGGUGAUAAUAUUCGAGCCUGGAAGCGUCUACGGGGAAAGCUCCCACUACACCGAGCACGCCAGCACCAGCAGCAAUGACAGCGGCAGGGCUGAUGACAAGUACUUCAAGUGUGACGUCUGUGGGCAGGUGUUCACUGACCGCCUGUCCCUGGCCAGGCACCAGAACACCCACACCGGCUGAGGACUCAGGUGUCAAGGUUGGAAAACCUUCACUAGGACUGGACCCUUACUAAACUACAGAUAAUUGGAACCAACCCACGAUGAUGUCGGAAGGAGGCUUCCCUUGGCGUAUACACACCUGACUUUGAACAUCAGACAACUCAGCCUGGAAAGAAACUGAAGGUGGAGACUCCUUCGGACUUAGCUCUUCCCCAUCAAACAUCGGCGUAUGCAUGUGGGAAAGCCAUAGCACACGUCUUACCUUCCACCCGAGUAACUGCAUUGACGGAAAGCUGGAGGGGUUUUCAAGGCUACAGAAAUGGCCCACAUCUGUAAAUGACACUCCUGGAACCUAUAUAUAAUGAAUGUUUCCUGAGAUGUAUAUAGAAUAGCAAAUCAUAGCAAACAGUACUCAUAUUGGGACUUAAUAUGGUAUCCAGUUACAGUUCACUUGCAGAGGUACCUUCCUUACCUGGUACUCUUUGAUUUUUUUUUCUUUUUUUUUUUUUUUUUUUUUUUGGAGGAGGAAGAGAGCAACAAAUUAGAAUAUAUUUGUAAGCAUCUUAGAUCCUUCGAAAGAUUUAUUGUGCGUUAUUUGAAUCCUAUCCAUAUUUUUUUGAGUAAUUGACUGUGUUGUUCCUUACUCUUGAAUAUUCCCGUAAAGGUGUAGGCAUGAAAGAUAAAAUGUCUUUUCCGCUUUGCUGUUUGAAAGGGGAAGUACUUGGAGCUUCCUUUUCAGCCAUUUCGUCUACACUAACACUUUGGAACCUAAUGCUGUGUAAGCCUUUACGAUACGUGGAUUGGCCUUUUGUAACCCCAAAUUGAUUGGUUGCCACCUUGUACUUUGCAGUGGUUCUCAUGCAAAAAAUAGUUCCAAGUUUUGUUAUUUGUUUUUAAACCAACUUGAUGUCUGUAGGAUAGUGAAUUCACAAAAGCUGAAGCUUCUCCCUGUGCAUCUUGCGUCUUUGCCUUUCAAGAGUGGUUGCAGCCAUCCCUAGAUCGCGCGCGUGCCUGAUGAGGUUGAGAACCGUGGGGGCUCUCAUGUAAGUUAGGACGGGGCUGCUGCCUCAUCACUCCCUUUGCGCGCUCCCUGCCUUAAGCGACAAGUAGCAACGGGGCUUCGUCCGUGUGUGCCGCUACAACUCAGUUUUUGCACCCUGGGCGCCCAGGGGCGAGUAUCCUUAGAGCUUUCUAGCGUGAAACUUAAUUCUCGUCUUUACCUGUCUGACCCUAAACCCCGUGUCUAACUUGCAUUUAAAAAAAAAAGCUUUCUUUACAGUCAACUCGAGCUUAACGUGGACUCAGGUUCCCUAGCAGCCUUAAUUUGUUUCGUUGCCAUCUGUCCCUUCCUCUUAAAGAGUGCCCCCCUAAAUAAGCAGUUGUCACCUAUCCUUUAGAGCGUCACGUCUGUCUAGUUGCCUCAGUUGCCCGUGUGAUCACAAGUCGACCUCGUAGCUCGAGGUUUCCUGUGUCCUGUUCUGUGGACCACCUGUGCUCCCUUUGCUUCCCCGCCCCUUGCGUAAUGACUAUUAAGAACUCUUUUUGGCUUUGAGUUGGCUGGAAAAAAAAAAAAAUUAAAAUUAAAAAAAAAUUUUAAAGAGGAUCUGGUAGAUUAAGGGAGCAGAAGAUAAGAGCUAGAUUAUUUGGGCGAGCAAAGUUAAAGUACCUGCUGGGGAAAUGUGUUUAAAUCUCCCGCUCCUAGGUCCGCACGGUUAGGGCUCGGGGAGAGCAUAUCGCAGCUGGAAGGAAUGCCAAAGUCGAAGGAGGUUGGUAGGGUGAGAGCAGGAAGCAGAAAAGAGUAAGCCAAAGAAGGGGGAGUCCUGAUAACGUCUCCAGACCUUGGAGGGUGAGGAAGCAGUUGGAAGCAACAUCAGGAGCGGGGAUGGGAAGGCCAGGAUGGGAAGAAUGAAUGAGCAGGGUAUCCUGGGCCUCUGAGAAGAAGGGGCCGUUUUGAUGGCAUGGUGUAGGCGAGGGCCAGCUGCAUGUGAA